This is a messenger RNA of Menidia menidia (Atlantic silverside), 4123 nucleotides long. The record is from the annotation of a GenBank genome assembly. Lineage: Eukaryota; Metazoa; Chordata; Actinopteri; Atheriniformes; Atherinopsidae.
UUUGAACUGCGCAACAGCGAUGCUGACUUUUCAUUGGACAGUUGGACGUCUGGCUUCUCACUGCCGAGCCACAGCAGGUUUUGUAUGGGGGACAGUGGUUACACACAUACGACUCGUCCGUGAAACUCCGAACGUCACUUUAGCUGCUAAAACACAACGGCUUUUAUCUACGUCGCACCCCGCCGAAGAGCUCCAACUUAAACCAGAAGGUGAAACGUUUCUCCGUGUACGGCGAGGAUGUCUGUCCCGGCAGGAGAGGGAUGAAGAUGACACAACUGUUGUGGCGAAUUGUGUCAGUGUGCCUAUGUGUUGCUGUAGUCUGCCGGUACCCUGAUUGCUAUGUCGGAUGUACAGAGUCUGACCCAGAGGUCCAGAGGCCCGAGUUCUCACAGGACAUCACCUCAGAGGAGGAGUCAGAGAAGACGGCUCCUCAUCCGAAGUCCUUAUCUGAAAAUGAGCAACAGAUAGCAGAUGAUCGCCCAAAAGCCGAGCAGACAACACAAGAGGUGGACCUAAAACAACAUGCCGAGCCUUUGGAGGCAGAUCAGCCCGACGUGGAGGUAGAGUUGGAAGCAGAGCAAACUGUACCACAACCAGAGGAAGCCUCUGAAGAUCAGCAUCCCGAAGGGCUCGUCUCUCAAAACCAGGAGCCUGGCCCCCUGCGGCCCUCCCCGGUUUCGGCCGUCCCCGCCGUGCCAACAGGUGAUCCCAGCGUCCCCGACCCACACGAGGACAUCCCCAACAGUGUUUCAGGUGAAGCUCCGGACGUCGGGGAUGCUGACCUGCGUCUGGCCGACUGUGUGGAGGAAGGAAACAACCCAUAUGACGGCGACAGCCCUCCGCUGGUUUUGGAGAACACCGCCAACGCUCACACCGUCGGCACUAAAACCCACACCGAGCCCCCCCUGAGCCCGCCAGCCGUGCCCAGCGCCAAGUUUCUGGAUAGCAACGCGUCGCACGCGCUCAAAGAGCCGGCGCUGAGCUCCCCCGGCGCCGCAGACACAGAUUCCAGCGCGAGCAGCCGAGACCCAGAGGACAUCCCCACUUUUGAUGAGUGGAAGCGGAAGAUGAUGGAGGUGGAGAAAGAGAAAACUUUGACUACUCACACCUCCAACAACGGAGGUCCUCAAACAGUGAAGAAGGUCCAGAAGAACUUCAACAACUACGCCUCAGUGGAGUGUGGAGCCAAGAUUCUUGGCGCUAACCCGGAGGCGAAGGGCACGUCGGCCAUAUUGAUGGAGAAUAAGGACAUGUACAUGUUGAAUCCCUGCAGCAACAAAAUCUGGUUUAUUAUUGAGCUCUGUGAGCCCAUCCAGGUCAAGCAGUUGGACAUCGCCAACUUUGAGCUUUUCUCCUCCAUGCCCAAAGACUUCCUCGUCUCCAUCAGCGACAGGUACCCGACAAAUAAGUGGCUGAAGCUCGGAACCUUUCAUGCAAGGGAUGAGCGCACGGUUCAGAGCUUCCCGUUAGACGAGCAUCUGUAUGCUAAAUACGUGAAGAUGUUCACCAAGUACAUAAAGGUAGAGCUGGUCUCUUACUUUGGCUCCGAACACUUUUGCCCCCUCAGUCUGAUCAGGGUGUUUGGCACGAGCAUGGUGGAAGAGUACGAGGAGAAUGCCGAACCGUCGGAGAGAACUGAAGACCAGGAUGAUGACCUGGACUAUCCCCCUGGAUCCACAUCUGGUGAAGUCAAGUUACCCAAGAACCUGAUUGGAUCAGCCAAAGAUGCCAUUUUGGACAUGGUAAGCAAUAUUGCUGUCAAUGUUCUCGGGACAAGCUCAGACAUGAAAGGCAAUCUUUCAUCGGAGGAUGUGAACAUGACUGAGCCAUCACAACAGCCUGAAACCAGCCCUGAAGCUGUGACUACUGACCUCACUACAGUUCCAGACACUGAAGAAGUGCAGAUUUUCCAAGACUCUGAUGUGGCUCCAACCGCAGCUCCGUCCUCAGAGACACCGGCCGCUGACAGCAGUGAGCAAACGCUUCCCCAGGUGGAGGAUAAAAUAGUCAUUCCCUUAGAGAAUGACGAGGAGGAGCCAGUCAGAUCUACAGUCACUCUCAUGAACGAGGAGGAGUCGGAGGAACACAAAGACAAAAAGGGCGGUCACGACCCACACGAAGAAAGCCUAAAAUGUUGCCCACCAUCUGCCUCUGCCUCCCCCUCAUGCUCGUGCGCGGCUUCCUUCCAGGAGUCCGUCCAGCGCCAGUGCUCGGCUGUCCUGUCCAAAAAGAGAAAAUGCCAAACGAUGGGCAAAAAGCAAAAAACUCCCCACAUCAAAGCACCCGCCUGGAAGCUAUCCAUAGUCCACACUGCCUGCCCCGAGCCCCGGCCGCAGCACACCGAGGCACAUCAACCCCACCAGGGGGAGCCGACCACCGAAGGGGAGCCGGAGAGGGACGCGGCCAUCCCGGAGGCGCCGCAGGCAGCAGGGCAAACGGAGCCGUCAGCGGCCGACCCGAUUGAGCUGGAGCCCAGUCAGACCGCCAACCUCCCCAAACCCAGCGACUCAUCUUCGGCCAGACCCACCCCCGCUGUGGACACGCCCCCGCCGUCUUCUGAGGAACCCCCAACGGGGCCGGGGUCGGACAAGAGCCCGGAGGUGUCGACUGAGGAGAGGCCCACUGAGCCUUCAGCCUCUCUCAGCAGCUCCGUCCAGGCCAAACCCAGCGUCUCGGAGGACGAAGCGUCCGAGGAGAGGCCGAGCGCCGACGCUCCCCCGCUCCAAGCAAAGUCCCCCACCCACGUCCAGGGGGCCGCCCAUCAGCCCUCAGUUCUCCUGCCGGCCCCCUCUCUUCACCCCGAGCACCUGGCUGAGCCCACAGCCGCGGCCGAAAUUGGCCCCGCCUCCACAGAGGCGCCCCCCCCAGACCCGGACUCGGUCACCGAGCCCGAGCCCGCGGAGGACCCUCCAGAGGACACGGCGGGAUCAUCAGCCGGCAACGGCCAGCCGUUCCGCCCCCCGUCGCCGAGCCCCUCGUCGGCCCCCUCGCCGUCGCUCUCGGACAUUUACGCCGAGCCCUUCAACGGAAGCGAGCAGAACGGGAACCAGGUGCACGGCUCCAGCCAGAGGGAGUCGGUCUUCAUGAGGCUCAACAACCGCAUCAAGACGCUGGAGGUGAACAUGUCCCUCAGCGGGCGCUACCUGGAGCAGCUCAGCCAGAGGUAUCGGAAGCAGAUGGAGGAGAUGCAGAGAGCUUUCAACAAGACCAUCAUCAAACUCCAGAACACUUCCAGAAUCGCAGAGGAGCAGGACCUCCGUCAGACUGAAUCCAUCCAGCUGCUGCAGGGUCAGCUGGAGAACGUGACUCAGCUGGUUCUCAACCUGUCAUUAAGAGUCAGCCAGCUGCAGAUUGAGGUGUCAGACAGGCAGAACUACCUGCUGCUGUCUCUCCUGCUGUGUUUGUGCCUCGGCCUCCUGCUGUGCAUCAACCACUGCCGCAUCGCCGCCCCCUCGACCACAGAACCGGAUCCACCCACCCCCAAAAGCUACACCUUCAGCUGCCCCGAGAGGUCGUUCUCCUUCUGCGAUGAGACGGGCCUGAAGAGGAGCGCCUCCUACCCCCUCAUCCACUCAGAGACGCUCCAGCUAGCCACCACCGAAGGCCCAGAAAUGCUGCACGCAGAGGAGACGCAGAGUCUCUGUCCACAGAACAGAAAGCGGAGACGUCGCCGGCUGAAGCCCAUGGAAAAGGUGGAGACUCUGAAGCCUUUUCAGGCCGCUCCCGAACUCUCAAACGGCGCCGCGGUGUGCAACGGGGCGCCCUGCCUCCCCAACCCGGCGUUCCUCGCCAAGCGCCUGCUCCACCCGGCCUUCAGGGACUCGCCGUCAGAGGGCAGCUCGGAGGGCUCCUCCCACUCCGACGACCCCUCCUUCUGCGGCAUCGCCACCGCCUGCUCCCGCCUCUGCGACGGCCUCCCCCCGGCCAAAACCCGCGCCGAGAAGCGGGCGCUCAGGCGCCGGCGCCCCAAGCCCGGCUGGACGGCGGCCGACCCGCUUCUGCCGCCUCUAAAGGACAAGAGCGCCGCGCCGCCCGUCACCCUGCAGGACAUCACCAACAGCAGAACGGAGCGCAAACCCGUGGCGCCGCUCACGGGUCCGGUCUGACCCCCCCACACACACCC